Molecule: messenger RNA, 928 nt
Organism: Heterocephalus glaber (naked mole-rat)
Lineage: Eukaryota; Metazoa; Chordata; Mammalia; Rodentia; Bathyergidae
Source: RefSeq, a predicted model, not a curated record
AUGAAUUUCAGGUCAAAAGUUCAGACUGCUGUGCUGAUAAAUUUAGAAAACACUAAGAAUCCAAAUAAAAGCAACAGAGAGCAGCACAUACAGGACAGCAUUAGAAUAUACCAGAGAAUGAAGGCAAAUCUACAAUCACUGCCACUGAACGCAGCACGUAAAAGGGAUCCAUAAAAUCCCCUUACUCACCCCCGCAGGCCUCUUUUGUGUGUUCUUGCCAACGCAGCAGCGCCCGGGCUGUACAGACGCUGCCGCUCGCCGGCUGCACCACCCUGAGCUUGCACCAUCCGUGUCACCGCCAUGGGAAAGAUCACUUUCUACGAGGACCGGGCUUUCCAGGGCGACUGCCCCAACCUGCAGCCCUACUUCAGCAGCUGCAACUCGGUGCGCGUGGACAGCGGCUGCUGGAUGUUGUAUGACCGCCCCAACUACCAAGGCUACCAGUACUUCCUGCGGCGCGGGGACUACCCCGACCACCACGGCUGCAUGGGCCUCAGCGACGCGGUCCGCUCCUGCCGCCUCAUCCCCCAAGUUUGAGUUAAUACAAGAACUUAGGAAUCAAGAUAUUUGAGCUCUUGAUGGAUGCUAACUCUGAGUUUGAACCUCUUAAAAAUUCUAUCUCCCAGAUAAGAAAUGUACAGCAACCAUGUCAAUACCGUAUGUGGUAAACUUAGCAGCAGACUGACCCAUGCAGGGCACUCAGCAACCUCACAGCCUCACAUUUUACAUGAAAAAUCUCAGGCUCCAGCCUAGCAAGGUCACUGCUAUUUGGUUAGAUGAAUUCUGGAGAAGGUUCGUUUGCUUUCUCCAAUGCUUCUUUUUGGAGCCAAGCAGACAGGCUCCCACAGGAUGUGGCUGUAUGAGACAGAAGACCACAAGGGCCUCAUGAUGGAGCUGAGUGAGGACUGCUCCUGCACCCAAGACCGCU